AUGGAAGAACUCAACCAUGGAUACCCAAAUAGCUCAAGAGUGACAGAAUUCAUUCUUCUUGGCUUCCCAGGCUCACCAGAUUUUCAACUCUUCAUGUUUAUCCUCUUUUUAAUAAUAUACAUUCUGGCCAUCUUAGGAAAUCUCUCCACCAUCCUUCUCGUAAUAAAGCAUCGACACCUCCACACUCCUAUGUACAUUUUCCUUUGCAACCUGUCUUUCCUGGAAAUAUGGUUCACAACAGCCUCUAUCCCCAAGAUCCUUGCCAUCUUUCUGGGGAGAAGCAGAAGUAUCUCUUUCUCUGGCUGCAUUCUGCAGUUGUACUUCACUUUUUCUUUUGGAUGCACUGAACAGUUUCUGAUAGCUGUGAUGGCUUAUGACAGAUAUUUGGCCAUAUGCUAUCCUCUGCAUUACAGCACCAUCAUGAAUACCACCCUAUCUUGUAAGUUGGCCCUUGGCUGUUGGCUGGGGAGCUUCCUGAUUAUUGGCAUACCUACCUACCUGGUUACAACACUGUCCUUCUGUGGGCCCAAUGUGAUCGAUAAUUUCUAUUGUAACCUUGAUUCCUGGAUCCAACUCUCAUGCACAGAUACUCGUUUCAUUGAGCUAACAUUUUUUUUCAUGGCUAUUAUUGUCGUUAUAGGCUCCUGUAUGAUGACCCUCCUUUCCUACACGUACAUUAUCUCCACAAUCCUGCGCAUCCCUUCCACCAAAGGUCGACAAAAAGCUUUUUCCACAUGUUCUUCCCACCUUGCUGUGGUGAUCAUUUGGUAUGGUUCCACCAUGUUCCUCUUUGUCAAACCUUCUAAAGAGACCACUUUAGAAAAAACCAAGGUAGUGAGUAUUUUCAACAUAAUUUUGGUCCCACUGCUGAAUCCUUUCAUCUAUACAUUAAGAAACAGAGAAGUCAGGGAUAUUCUGAGGAAUGUAUUUCCCACGUGA
This is a messenger RNA of Python bivittatus (Burmese python), 939 nucleotides long. RefSeq names its product olfactory receptor 6F1-like. The record is from RefSeq and is a predicted model, not a curated record. Gene Ontology annotation, biological process: G protein-coupled receptor signaling pathway. NCBI's taxonomy places the organism in Eukaryota, Metazoa, Chordata, Lepidosauria, Squamata, Pythonidae. Gene Ontology annotation, cellular component: membrane. Gene Ontology annotation, molecular function: olfactory receptor activity; G protein-coupled receptor activity.